Molecule: messenger RNA, 1321 nt
Organism: Anarrhichthys ocellatus (wolf-eel)
Lineage: Eukaryota; Metazoa; Chordata; Actinopteri; Perciformes; Anarhichadidae
Gene: rpa2
Product: replication protein A2
Exons: 9
Coding region: 119-949 (276 amino acids)
Biological process (GO): DNA replication; nucleotide-excision repair; double-strand break repair via homologous recombination
Cellular component (GO): nucleus; chromosome, telomeric region; site of double-strand break
Molecular function (GO): single-stranded DNA binding
Source: RefSeq, a predicted model, not a curated record
GUGCGCCGUAUAUUGAGUUUGGCGCGCUUGACUACAAGGAAGUCUACUGAACGGCGUGUGGCUGUUGUACCUGUUCCACAGUAUUAUUAACAUAUCAGCUUAAUUACAAGGAAGCAGCAUGUGGAACCAGGGAGGAAACAAUGAGUCGAGUACGGUCGGAGGCUACACUCAGUCUCCAGGGGGCUUUGCAUCACCUGCCGCAUCCCAGGGAGAGAAGAAAGGGAGAACCCGGGCCUCACAGAUAAUCCCCUGCACAGUUUCUCAGUUGAUGUCUGCCUCCCAGGUGGACGAGGCCUUCAAAGUAGGAGACGUUGAAGUUGCUCAGGUCACCAUCGUGGGUAUCAUCAGGAGCACAGACAAAUCCAUGACCAACAUCCAGUACAAGGUCGACGACAUGACCGGUGCCCCUAUGGACGUGAAGCAGUGGGUGGACACGGAGGACCCCGGUGUGGACAGCACUGUCCUGCCUCCGGGCACAUAUGUCAAAGUCUCUGGCAACCUGCGCUCCUUUCAGAACCACAGAUCUGUCGUGGCAUUCAGUGUCAGGCCCCUGGAGGACAUGAAUGAAAUCACCUCGCACAUGCUGGAGGUUGUUCAAGCGCACUUGGCGCUCUGCAAACCUCAAGCCAUGUCGAGUGCUGGAGGAGGAGGUGGAACGGGCUGUGACGUCACGCCGAUCUCUCGACCGGCCGUGGAGAGCCGGGGAGGGAGCUAUGAAGGUGCCAACGACAUGGUUAACAAUGGGUUAAGUGCAAACCAGAACCAGGUGCUGAGUUUGAUAAGAGGCAGCCGUGACGCAAAGGGCAUCAGCAUUCAGGAGCUGAAGCAGAGACUCGGAAUCAUGAGCAUGAAUGUCAUAAAGCAAGCAGUGGAAUUCCUAAGCAACGAAGGUCACAUCUUCUCCACCAUCGACGAAGAUCACUACAAAUCAACAGACAACGACGAAUAGACUCCUUCGUGUUCUGUCACCAGUUAUCUGAGUUUAAUGUGAUACUAGUCAAUACGUAUUAGAAUCACAACCUCUCGGCCCUGAGAAUCCUUUCUCUGUUCAGGUUCUGUGGUUGGUGUUAGUUCAAGAACACAUGGUUUAGGUUUGGCGAGACCCUUUCACGCACACAUCCUGUCAUCCUGAGGUCACUUCUGCUAUUUUGCAAUUCCCAAAGGUGUUGCUGUUGAGGAAGCCGUUGUUAAUACUGUUAUUCUGUUUUUCUCACCUCCAUUGUUAAAGCAUUUUGUAAUUUUUAAUAUUUGGAACGUUAGUACUCAAUAUGUUUUUGUCUAUGUAACUUUACUUUUGCCAAAAUUAAAAGAUUAUACAAAA